CUGCUCGAGGCUUGCUUGAAGCGCAAAUAGGGAAUUUGUGUCGCUUUCCAGAAUUUUCAUAAAGUGAGGUUGAGGUGACACUACUUUUGCACGUGGAUGGUGGAAAGUUAAACUGGUCACGGACCAUCUCUUCAGACGGGUGUGACAGGAGGAUGUGUUUGAGCGGUUUCAUAGCUCGAGGUCGAUUCGAUUGAUCUUCAGCACUAAGAUGUGUUCGAAAUAUUGCUAUAUAUAUAUACGCUUUGCUUCACCCCCGAAUACUAAUCUAUCAGACUUGUUAAUAUAUAGAAUAUCUUAAUUAUGCCUACUUUAUUCGGAAACUUCAAUCUGUAAGUUAAACAUGCCCCCUUCAUCUCCUCAUUACGAGAGCCGCAUUCUAACACCUCCCCCUCUUAGUCCCACCGAUUUCCUCGGCCGCUUCUUGAAAUCACAAUUCAAAAAACUUCCAUAUCCAGAGACCUCGUCUGCGGGCCAAACAGUAAUCAUAACGGGCGCAAACACAGGACUCGGUCUCGAAGCCGCUCGACACAUUGUGCGCCUCAAUGCAGCCCGAGUAAUCCUCGCCUGCCGCAGUCUUUCCAAAGGCGAAGCUGCAAUCAACUCUAUCAAAGCCUCUCUUCCAGAUCACAAAACCAUUAUCGAAGUAUGGCAGGUAGAUCUAACUUCCUAUGCAUCGGUCAAAGAAUUUUGCGCCAAAGUAAACCAGUUGGAUAGAUUAGAUGUACUGCUUGAGAAUGCAGGAUUGGCAGUACCGAAAUAUGAGGAAUUUGAGGACAUGGAAAGUACGGUUACGGUUAAUGUGAUGAGUACUUUUUUAAUGGCACUACUGGUAUUGCCGAAAUUGAGGGAGAGUGCUGCGAAGUUUGAUAUAGUGCCGAGAUUGACGAUUGUGGCUAGUGAUGCGCAUGAACAGGUAAGAUCUUCUCUCCUCUCAUCCUCGAUAGAAUCCUCUACAUAUGAGUUGCCAGGAAUUAUAACUACCUUUCCUAAAACCCUACAAUCAUCAUAAAACCAACCCACAAACACCCCUAAGUCUAACACAUUCCCCCUUUAGGCCCUCUUCAAAGAACAAACCUCCCCCUCCAUCCUUUCAGCACUCAAAAACCCCCAACUCCAACCAGACCGCUACAACGUCUCCAAACUCCUCGAAAUCCUCAUGAUACGCGAACUCGCGCCGCGACUCUCCAAAUCCGAUAAAGAUCAAAUAAUACUCAAUACACUUACACCUGGAUUCUGUCACUCCGAACUUAUGCGCCAUGCUGUAUUUCCUUUGAAUAUUUUUGCUUGGAUUGGUAAAUCGCUGUUGGCGAGAACGGCAGAGGUAGGUAGUAGGACGUUGGUUGCUGCUGCGGCAGCGGGAGUGGAAAGUCAUGGGAUGUAUAUGGUUGAUUGUGAGGUUAGUGAGCCGAGUAGGUAUGUACGGAGUGAGGAGGGGAAGAAUGCGCAGGUGAGGGUUUAUACUGAGGUUAUGGAGGCAUUGGAAGGGAUUGAGCCCGGGAUUACGAAUAAUAUAUAGGAAUGUGGAAAUUAUUUUAUGUAUUUUUAACUUAUAUACUAUGCCAUCCAUAUACAUAUAUACAUAUACAAUAUC
Messenger RNA from Sclerotinia trifoliorum, 1591 nucleotides. The record is from the annotation of a GenBank genome assembly. Lineage: Eukaryota; Fungi; Ascomycota; Leotiomycetes; Helotiales; Sclerotiniaceae.